Molecule: messenger RNA, 6288 nt
Organism: Hydractinia symbiolongicarpus
Lineage: Eukaryota; Metazoa; Cnidaria; Hydrozoa; Anthoathecata; Hydractiniidae
Exons: 43
Coding region: 56-6232 (2058 amino acids)
Biological process (GO): transmembrane transport; potassium ion transport
Cellular component (GO): membrane
Molecular function (GO): voltage-gated potassium channel activity; protein-containing complex binding
Source: RefSeq, a predicted model, not a curated record
GCUGAGAAAAAAAUGUAAACAAAACGAUGUAGUAGUUUCUGUGUUUUGAUUUAUUAUGAACAACAAAGUCGAAGAUGUGUCGUGUGCUACUGCUGCCGAAAAAGAUAAAGAAUUUUUUAUUCAUCCGAACUCCAUCACGUACCAAGUCUGGGAAGGAUUCGUUGCUUUAUCGUGCUUUCUUUGUUCACUGGCCGUCUCGUUUCAAGCAGCUUUUAAAGCAGAUUUGGAAAGUUUAACGGCCAUAACUUACGCAUGUGAUUGUGUUUAUCUCAUUCACAUUGCAGUAAAAUUCUUUGUUGCUUUUAUUCGCGAAGGAGAUUUGAUAACAAGCAGGAAAGAAAUUCAACGAAAGUAUGCGAGGAAGGAAUUCAUUUUAGAUAUUGUUUCUGUAUUUCCGCUGGAGUUAAUUUUCGUUGCAGCCAAGGGAAAUUAUGUGCACGGUUGGCAAUAUGUUAUAAGAAUCGGAAAGCUAAACAGAAUUUUACGAUUUUAUUCAACUACAGCAUUUUUCGGAAAAUAUGAAGAUCAGCUUGGAUUCAACACAAAGGCUAUUCGUUCGUUUAAGUAUGUUUUGGUGGCUUACACCCUUAUACACACAAUCUCCUGUGGAUGGUAUUCAUUUGCUUGUCCUAAUGAAGCAGAAGUCAAAAACCAUUUUCAUUGUUACUCCCAUGGCUGGGCUGUACAUAAAAAUCAAAGCAUGGAAUCCCUGUCAACACUUCAACGUUAUGUUAAGUGUUUAUAUUGGGCUACUAUUACUGCUACAACGACUGGGUAUGGAGAUAUUCAUGCUGUAAAUACAUCUGAAAAAUUGUACUCUGUUGUGAGCAUGUUGCUUGGUAUUGGCUUUUUCUUUGGCCCCAUUCUUGGGUAUAUGGCAUCAAAUUUAACCAAUGCUGACUCCAAACGUGCACGUUACACUCAUCGCAUUGAUGUCAUCAAGAAGCAUCUGAAAGAUAAAUCUGUUACAAUGGCAACAAGAAAAAAGGUUACUGGUUACUAUGACCACUUGUGGACACAUCAUCAAGGCGUUGUAAAGCACAAUAUGUUUUCAGAGUUACCAAUGACUUUUCAAGCAGAAAUUUCAAUGGUAUUAAACAAACACAUUCUUGAAAAGGCACCAUUAUUUCAAGAUGUUAGCCUAGAGUUUAUGAGAAUGACAUCGCUUGUUAUAAAGCCAGCAACAUAUCUCCCCAAGCAGAUUAUUUUUAUGAAAAAUGACAUUAGACACACGCUGUUUUAUGUCAAGCGUGGACUGGUCGAGGUUAUUGAUGACGAGGACAAUGAUGUUGAAGUAACAGUUUUAAAAGAAGGGAGUUUUUUUGGAGAGGUAUCAUUGUUACUGAACCUGCCACGCUGUGCAACAGUACGAGCAGCUACCUACUGUGAACUUCUUAUGCUGGACAGAAGUGACUUAAUGAAAGUGUUAAAGCAUUUUCCAGAUGUUUCACAACAAUUAAAUGAUGCUAUUGAAGAUCGAUGUCAGAAAGCUGCAGAUUAUAUUAAAACCAAGGAAGUUAAUACUAACGAAAGCUCUGAACCACAUACUAUCAUCAAAACCAAUGUUCUUAAUGACAAUGACACACAGAAGUCGCAAUAUGGCAAAAUGCGAGUUUCAUUUGUUGGUUCCAACAACACAUUACUUUUUAAUGAUAAAAGCCGAUUUCUGUUAAUCUGGAAGAUUUUUGUGGCACUUGUUGUGAUCAUUCAUGCGUUUCUCCACACUUAUAUCACAUCUUUCAAAACAAGUUUCGGUAAUGCCGGAUAUGGCAGCUCAAGUACGAUGAAGUUUUUAUUUGGAUUGUUGUAUGUUGUUGACAUUAUUCACUUCGUAGAUAUGUUUAUAAAGUCAAGAACUACUGUUGAAGAUAAGAAUCAAGAUAUUAUUAAUGACAAAAAAGUGCUCUUGCAACAGUAUCUCCAUUCUGGACAAUUUAUUGUGGAUGUUAUAGCAGUGUUUCCAUUGGAAUUACUGGCAUUUACUUUUACUGGCUCAUACUCUCGCUGGAUUGCAGCCACUUUUCUUCGGGGAAACAGAAUUUUAAAACUUUACAAGCCAAUUGGAUUGAUUCACGAAUUUGAAACGAACAUUGUGUAUGACAUCAUAAAUAUUCGCAUUGUGAAAUUAGCCAUCUUCAUUAGUGCAUCCACUCAUAUCUGUGCUUGUGUGUGGUACUUUCAAGCUUGCUUUGGAGAGGAAUGCUCACCUAACAGCUGGGCAGUACAUACAGGCAUAACUGGUGAAAGCAAUACAUUAGAAACGUAUGUGUUAACACUAUAUUGGGCUGCAGCCACAAUGACAUCAACUGGCUAUGGGGAUGUAUACGCAACAAGUUCUUUGGGUGAAUUCAUAGUUAUAUUUGUUACGAUCAACGGUUUACUGCUCUAUGGAUAUUGCCUGAGUACGAUUGCUGCAAUUCUUACAAACAUGAUGUCUCCAAAAGUUGAAUUUAUGGGGCGCAUCAAUGCUGUAUUGUCUUUCAUGACGGAGCAAAAACUUAGUCACAACCUCAUUGAAAGAGUUGAUCGUUAUCUUGGACUGGUGUGGAGGAUACACAGAGGAGAAGCCAUUCCAGGUGCGCAAUUAUUAAUGGGUGAUAUACCAAAUCGCCUACAACAGGAUGUUUCUUUUGAAGAAAUGAAUGAAAUAAUUUGCAAGGUUCCCAUUUUCAUGAAUACAGAUAUCAGCUUCAUUAAGCAAUUGUCUGCCAAGUUAAUCACCUAUGUAUUUAUGCCAGGAGACAUGAUUGUUUAUAGUGGUGAUGUUGGAAGAGAGAUGUACAUUAUGAGAAGAGGUCUUGUUGAAGUAUUAUCAAAAGAUCAAUCUUACGUAGUAGCUACGUUAGGUCCUGGUGGUUAUUUUGGUGAGGUUGGUUUAAUUUUUGGUGAGAGUCGCACAGCUGAUGUCAGAGCAAAAACCUACUGUGAGGUAGCCAUGUUACGGAAAAAUGAUUUAGAUCAAGUACUUGUAAAUUUCCCACUUAUUGAAAGACAACUUCAAUCUACCAGUGAUAACAAAAUUGUUCUGCAGAAAAUCAGGGAAGCAGCUAAAGUAGCUGGUGCACCACGAGCAGCCCAGCGUAUUGAUCUUAUUGAAAGAAGUCGAAAGCUGAGAAGCAAAUCUGUUUUUCGACGAAUUUCAUUAAGUAAACAUCUAUCAGAGGAAGAAUCGAAUGUGAAUGAAGAACUUAAUUUAGAAUUUAAAGCUCCCUAUGAAAAGUUGCAUCCUGUUUUGUACUAUCUAUCGUACUUGUUAUUAAGAACAACAUUUGAUCCUCACAAUUACUUCUUUCGUGUGUGGACUGGUCUAACAGUUGCAACAUCUUGCAUUUAUUUCUUUACACUGGGUCUACAAGUUGCAUUUCUGCAAGAUCAAGAAAUACUCUGGAUAAUCAACUACACAUUUGAUGUGAUGUUUAUUAUUGAUAUGUACAUCAAGCUUCAUGUCAGUUUUUAUAAUUCUGAAGGAGUACUGGUCACUCACCCGACUGCUACUGCAAAAAAUUACCUUAAAACAAAUUUUAUAUUGGAUUUCAUUGCUUGUGUUCCAGCUGAUGUGGUAGUUUUAGCUUCUGGGAAUAAAGUGGCUUUUGGUUACACAAAGUUGAAUCGUGUCUUACAUAUGAUUAGAGUGGUGCAAUACUUCAAUUAUCUUAAUGAACCAAUAAGUGGUCACGCUUCGCUAUACAGGAAAAUCAAAUUUGCAACCUACAUGAUCUUACUAACCCAUUUAUGUGCAUGUACUUGGUUUUUGAUGGGAUGUCCAUAUCGUGGCGAGAUCAAAGUUAGUAGUGCAGCGGAUGUAUUGCACGGCCAUGACCAUUCAAAGCAAUUGCCUCUGGGACAUCUGGAUUCGAAUAACAACACCAUAUGUAAUGCAAAUUCAUGGGCUGUUGAAAAUGGCAGAAAUCUUGGUAGAGAAGAUUUUUUCUACCAGUAUGUCACAAGUAUUUACUGGGCAGCUGCUACAACAUGUUCUGUUGGAUACGGAGAUAUACACGCGUACCUUGUCAAUGAAAUGGGUGUCUCCCUGAUCUGCAUGAUUGUGGGUGUUGUUUUCUAUGGUUACGUUGUUGCCAGCGCAGCUGCUUCUCUAGCCAAUGCUGACGUGCAGAGAUCAAGGUACCAACAGAAGUUAGACACAAUCAACCGGUUUCUAAAGGAGCAAAAUGUUACACCAAGUUUAGAAAAGAGAGUAAAAGGGUUUUAUGAGUUUCUAUGGAGCAGAAAUAAGGGCGUCGACUUGGAAAAUUUGUUUCAAGGAUUACCCAUUUCGUUGCAAGCUGAUAUCACACUCUCCCUGUACAAAGAUAUUAUUGAAUCUGUACCACUAUUUCAAGGGACAGAACUCGGCUUCACGAAAAUGCUAUCCUUGUAUAUCCAACCACUCCUGGUUCCAAAAGGUGAAUACAUUGUGCGUAAAGGCGACAUUGGAGAAGAAAUGUUUUUUAUCAAUAAAGGCGUGGUGGAAGUUGUUUCGGAACAUGAAGUACCGAUCGUUUUCGAUACCAUGUCUCCUGGAAGAUUCUUUGGAGAGAUCAGCACAAUUUUCAGUUGCCCAAGAACAGCAUCAAUUAGGGCGCAGACAAACGCAGACGUGUUUGUGUUGAAGAAAAAAGAUUUGGACGUUGUGUUGAGUUAUUAUCCACAAAUCAAAAAACAGAUCAUCGAAACAGCAGAAGAACGCCAAAACAUGGUGAAGCAACGUGCGCUGGCUGCACAGGCCAAGAAAAAAGAAGAAGAAGAUCGAAAAAAAGAGGAAAGUGAGAAUCAAGAAAACAACGCUGCUUCAGGAUCUGAUUUAACUGAAGAUAUUGAGCAAAUCGAUGUUGAAUCCGCACCUACUCUACUUCAAAGAUGUGUUGAGCUGCUUCGAACAAAGAAGAAACAAAUAAGAGAGAUGAUGAAGUUUGUCAUAGAUACCGACAGCAAGGCACGUCACAUUGCGGAAGUAAACGCUUUCUUAAUAUUCGUGACUUUUCUAACUUCGACUUACAUGGCUACCUUCCAACACCACCCAACGUUCUUAAUUGUGUUUAAUUUAGUUACUGAAGUCUCCUUUUACGUGGAGAUCUUCCUGAAGUUUCAUAUGAGUUUUUACACUCCAACUGGUGAAAAAAUUACUUUGCUCAACGAAAUCACUAAAAACUACCUUCAUGGGCAAUUCCGUUUCGACGCCGUCGCCAACUUUCCGCUUCAAGUGUUUUGUUUCGCCUCUUCAACAAACCGACUCAAGUACUAUUCUUAUUUCAAUCUUCUGCACGUGUUACGAUUCAAGCGACUCCGAGACUGGUUUGAAGAUUACUUAAAGAAACUCAACAUCAACGUGUUGCUGAUUCGUAUGGUUGAAAAUUUGGUGCAAAUCUUUGUUUCGCUUCAAACAUUGGCUUGUGUGUGGUAUGGUAUUGCAUGUCCAGGCGCUGUGUGCAGUAAAGAUUCCUGGGUGGGAGAUAGAGAAAACACAGAAAAGUACACUUAUAUUGACAACUAUGUUGAAUGUUUGUACUGGGCGUUGGCUACGAUGACGUCAACCGGUUAUGGUGAUAUCCAUGCGACAAACAACAUUGAAAAAGUGGUUGCAGCUGUUACCAUGGUGACUGGUAAGCUGGUAUUCGGUUUUGUAUUGGGAAGUGUUGCGUCCACCAUGGCCAAUGCGGAAGCGUUGCGUGUGAAAUUUGAAGAACGCUUUGCGGCUGUGCAGCAUCACAUGAAAGAACAGAAAAUGCCCUUAAACCUUCAAGCUCGAGUAGUUAACUUCUUUGAAUACAUCUGGAGGCGAAACCACGGCUCAAGUAACGAGGCUUUGUUCAACAAUUUGCCGCCCUGUUUACACGCUGAGUUAUGUUUGGAACUGACUGGUGACGUCAUGAAAAAUGUACCGCUGUUUCAAGGCUGCGAGCUGCCAUUUAUACGUCAGUUGUGUACCAAGGCUGAGCUUAUACAGUUCCAUAAGGGAGAGUUGAUCACGUGUAAAGGCGAUAUAGGUCAUGAAAUGUAUUUUGUAAAACGUGGAAAGGUGGAAGUUGUUCAAGAACACAGCUCACAAAUAUUAAUAGAAGGUGGACAUUUCGGUGACGAUUCUCUUGUUAUCAACGUCCCUCGGAAGAACGAUAUACGUGCUGUUACACAUGUUGAUAUGUUUUGUUUGCGAACUGUUGAUUUGGAGUCGACUUUUUCUUCAUACCCUGCAGAAGAAGAAAGAGUUAGGCGCAAUGCUUAUGAAAUGUAUUGAGUCGUAUCAAUGCUUGAUUUUUAGUGUAUUUUAGUUAUAAUAUAUAUAGUUAAAUU